AUGUCGGAACUCGCCUUCACCAAAUCCUUCCUCUCUUCGCUUGACUCGCGGCCCGUUAAGCUCCGCGCUGACCAUGUGUUCGAUCCUGAACGAAUCGCACUGCGCAUUCCGUACUUUCUCCCCCGCCUUCAAGCACCCCACCCUCAGAUGCCCAAAAAGGUCAAGCCCACCAUCGCACCUGGCUCCUCGAAAUCGAUAACGGUCUUAUUGAAAUCCGCCCGCAAUCCAACUCUCGACUUCACCAUCCCCAAUGCACCUCUAUCUACUACCUCUGUUCAAGACCUCAAGGAUGCCGUACAUGGCCGUGUGGCUGACGGACAAGGCAAUAAGAUCUCUUUGGAUAAGAUCAAGAUUCUGUAUAAGCGCAAGCCCAUCACAGGCAAGACUAUUGCGGAGAUCCUCGCUGAUGAACCGGAUAUGCUUGCCGGUGGCAAAGCGGUUGAGUUCGGGGUUAUGAUCAUUGGAGGUGCUCAAGCCGUUGAAGCAUCACCAGCGGAGGAGGGACAAAAGGAAAAUGUGACCCCCCCUAAGCCUGCGGUAGGGCCCAGUGGGCAGGAGGUCUUGGAGACUGAAGCGUUCUGGGAUGAUCUGGAAGGCUAUUUGGAACAGAGGAUUAAGGAUAAUGAUGAGGCAAAGAAGCUGCGGACAUUGUUCAAGAGCGCUUGGAGUUCGAGUCGAUGA
This is a messenger RNA of Aspergillus wentii DTO 134E9, 681 nucleotides long. RefSeq lists its product as uncharacterized. Bases 1 to 681 code for a protein of 226 amino acids. The record is from RefSeq and is a predicted model, not a curated record. Lineage: Eukaryota; Fungi; Ascomycota; Eurotiomycetes; Eurotiales; Aspergillaceae. The transcript has 2 exons.